AUGCUUCGUCGUGCGGUGUUGGGACUAGGCACCAAGAGAUUUCUGAGUAAAGCUAGAAAUGAUAUUCCAGUAACCAGAACGUCAGUACUCGCCAAUGGGCUGACAGUGGCCUCCGAAAGCAUGCCGGAGAUGUCGAGCGCAACGGUGGGUAUUUUUGUGGAUGCUGGCUCUAGAGCAGAAAACGCACAAAACAACGGCACGGCACAUUUCCUAGAACACCUUGCUUUCAAAGGCACCCAGAAUAGAACACAGACAGGAAUCGAACUUGAAAUCGAGAACAUCGGCUCUCACUUGAAUGCAUACACAUCAAGGGAAAACACAGUGUACUAUGCCAAAAGCUUGGAGGAGGACAUACCCAAGGCUGUUGACAUACUGAGCGAUAUCCUAACGAGGUCAGUCCUUGACCCAAAAGCGAUCGAAAGGGAAAGAGACGUGAUUAUAAGGGAGAGUGAAGAAGUUGACAAGAUGUACGAUGAAGUAGUGUUCGACCAUCUUCAUGAAAUCGCCUAUAAGGGCCAACCACUGGGCAGGACCAUCUUGGGACCUAUCAAAAAUAUCAAAUCAAUAACCAGGAAAAACUUGAAGGACUAUAUUUCGAGAAACUACAGGGGUGAUAGAAUGGUUCUAGCUGGUGCUGGAGCAGUAGACCAUGAAAAGUUGGUUCAAUACGCUCAAAAGUACUUUGGACACAUUCCAAAAGCGGAGUUUCCAGUACCGUUGGGAUCGCCUCGUGGCCCUUUACCUGUAUUCAAUAGAGGUGAAAGACUGAUACAAGAGAACACUUUGCCAACAACACACAUUGCCAUCGCCUUGGAAGGCGUAUCUUGGUCCGCACCCGAUUAUUUCGUGGCAUUAGCCGCACAGGCUAUCGUUGGUAAUUGGGAUAGGGCCCUGGGAACGGGAACAAACUCCCCAUCAACUUUGGCUGUUGAAGCUUCCAAUAAUGGCACUUUGGCGAAUUCUUACAUGUCUUUUUCAACUUCUUAUGCGGACACCGGGUUAUGGGGAAUGUAUAUCGUACUUGAUUCGGCUCAACAUGACGCUAGAAAAAUCAUUGAUGCUAUAACACGGGAAUGGCGCAGAAUUAUGUCUGGAAAUAUUUCAGAUGGUGAAGUCAACAGAUCAAAGGCACAGUUGAAAGCAGCUUUGUUGCUGUCAUUGGAUGGAUCUACAGCAAUUGUUGAAGAUAUGGGAAGGCAAAUCGUUACUACUGGUAAACGUCUCUCCCCUGAAGAGGUUUUUGAGAAAGUAGACAAGAUCACAAAGGAAGAUAUAGUUAUGUGGGCAAACUAUAGGCUUAAAGACAAACCUAUUUCGAUUGCAGCUCUUGGAAACAUGACAACUGUUCCGAGUGUUGCAUACAUAGAAAAAGGUUUAAAUCUUUAA
Molecule: messenger RNA, 1386 nt
Organism: Zygotorulaspora mrakii
Lineage: Eukaryota; Fungi; Ascomycota; Saccharomycetes; Saccharomycetales; Saccharomycetaceae
Gene: MAS1
Product: mitochondrial processing peptidase
Exons: 1
Coding region: 1-1386 (461 amino acids)
Cellular component (GO): mitochondrion
Molecular function (GO): metalloendopeptidase activity; metal ion binding
Source: RefSeq, a predicted model, not a curated record